AUGACAGAACCCAAAGACGCGGCCUUCGAAUCCGAACUCCACAUCUGCUCGCUCAUGAUCGAGCAAAUAAAAGCAAACGCGCGCGUCCUGUUCGGCUGCCGCCUCAGCUACGACGUCGUCAUCGGCCACGGCGACGACGGCGGCUACCGCGCGAUGCUUUUCCGGCACAACCACAACGUCAACACUGACGACGGCGACGACGACAAGAACAACAACAACAAGACCUGCGCGGCGGACGGCCCCAAGGGAACCAAGUUCUCGGAACUGCGGCAGGCGCACGCGCUGUUGCGGAUGGGGUUCGCGCCGACGCGGAGGGCGGCGGUGAGGAGCGUGUUGGAUUGGACCGAGGGGCUGGUCAGCGGUACUGGUGUCUAG
Molecule: messenger RNA, 375 nt
Organism: Diplodia corticola
Lineage: Eukaryota; Fungi; Ascomycota; Dothideomycetes; Botryosphaeriales; Botryosphaeriaceae
Exons: 2
Coding region: 1-375 (124 amino acids)
Source: RefSeq, a predicted model, not a curated record